This is a messenger RNA of Suillus subaureus, 2092 nucleotides long. Its product is annotated as general amidase. Bases 178 to 1845 code for a protein of 555 amino acids. NCBI's taxonomy places the organism in Eukaryota, Fungi, Basidiomycota, Agaricomycetes, Boletales, Suillaceae. The transcript has 9 exons. The record is from RefSeq and is a predicted model, not a curated record.
UCUCUUUCGUUUAUACGCCUGACCUUCAAGCCAAGCAUAAUCACCGCUUAUCUCGCUGUUAAUAUUAGCUACGGACUUCCUUUAUCCGUCAGCUGUAUAUCUUAUCUACUGUGAAGUAUUCUUUUAGGUCUAAGCUUCAUCAUUCUCUUGUCCAAUUCUAUCCGUAACACUAUCGAUAUGCCGCAUUGGACUGCUCUAGUCGCAGAGAAGAAACAGAGGCAGCUCAAGUCCAUUCCACAGGAAUGGCUUGUGACUCCACCUCCACCCUCUACUCUGGAUGUGACUGGUUUUCCGGAGUCGUGUGGCCUGCUGAAUGCCCGAGAAAUUGAGAUCACCAAUACUUCAGUGGAUGUUUUAUUGAAGAAACUCGCAAGUGCGGAAUGGACAGCUGUAGACGUGACCACCGCGUUCUCCAAGAGAGCCAUUGUUGCCCAUCAGCUUGUCAAUUGCUUGACGGAAAUCUUUAUUGAUCGCGCGUUGGCCCGAGCAGCUGAACUCGAUGAUCACUUGAGAAAGACAGGGAAGGUCAUUGGCCCCCUUCACGGGCUGCCCAUCUCUCUAAAGGACCAACUAUGUAUCAAAGGAUUAGAAACCACUAUGGGUUAUGUCUCGUGGAUUGGGCAGUAUGCAGAGAACAACGCGGUGUUGGUCGACAUUCUGAUCGAGUGCGGAGCCGUGCCAUUCGUCCGCACCAACAUUCCGCAGACACUCAUGUGGCCAGAAUCCUUCAAUAAUGUCUUCGGCCGGACAACUAACCCACACAACGUCUCUCUGACCUCAGGUGGGUCAUCAGGAGGAGAGGGUGCAUUAAUUGCCCUAAAAGGAAGCCCAUUGGGAGUCGGUUCUGAUAUCGGAGGCUCUGUUCGUAUUCCCUCUGCAUUCUGCGGUAUAUAUGGGCUGAGGCCGUCAUACGGGCGUGUACCAUACUGUGGUGCCCGCAACUCACUUGAGGGCCAAGACUCGAUUCUCUCCGUGUUCGGUCCUAUGACAAGCAGUCUCGGCGGGCUCAAAGUCUUCAUGAAAGCUGUCGUUAACUCUAAACCGUGGCUCAAGGACCCUCUUGCGGUUCGGAAGAAAUGGGACGAAGAUGAGUACGAUCUCGCGGACCACGGGUCUGGCAAGGAUUUGUGCUUUGCGAUCAUGUGGGAUGAUGGCGUUGUUGUUCCCCAUCCACCUAUCAGGAGGUCUCUGGAAAUCACCAAAGCGGCUCUCCAGAAAGCUGGCCACAAAGUUGUUGACUGGAAACCCAUCAAGCACAGAUUGCUCGGAGAUGUUGCGCGGGACAUCUGGAACGCCGCUUCUGCCGAGGACUUCAUGAUUACGACCUCUAGUACAGGGGAGCCAAUAAUUUCAACGAUGGAGCUGGACGACGCAGAUGUUGUAGCAGCAGCUUUCCGUCCGAAAAAUGGCGGUUUCACUGCAUACCAACUCUGGCAAGCGCAGAAGCUGCGUCAGAAUAUCCGGAAAGAAUAUAUAGACCACUGGAACGCAACUGCCUCUGAGACUGGGACAGGACGGCCUGUCGAUGCUAUCAUUUGUCCAGCUGCACCAUUUGCUGCAACUCCCCAUGGGAAGAACAGGUACGCCAACUAUACUACCGUUUGGAACGCGCUCGACUAUCCCGCUGCGGUUUUCCCUGUGACUACUGUCGACUCCACUCUGGAUGGGAAGGAACCUCCUCACAGUUUCUAUGAUGACUUCGAUAAGGUCGUGUACGAAAUGUAUGAUCCGGAGAAAUUCAAGAACGCUCCUGUUUGUCUGCAACUUGUCGGUCGGACUUUGGAGGAAGAGGCGGUUAUAAAAAUGACAGAAAUUGUGGAUGCGGCGCUGGCAGCCGCGAAAUAAGUUCGAGACAUACAUUUUGAGACUUAUGCGAGACAGCAGUCAUGAAUAUGUACAAUACACCCAUACCUCGGUCAAAUACAAACAAUUCGAAACCUAUAACUUCGCCUCACAGGAUGGUUGUGCCUCGUUCACGAAGAUGCCUGCUGCACCCAUGCCACUGCCGACGCACAUACUUGUGCACAACAACUUUUUGUCUCUCCUGCGGAGUUCCGUGAGGCCGGUGACAACUUGACGAACACCAGCUAAU